This is a messenger RNA of Conger conger (European conger), 10328 nucleotides long. RefSeq names its product myomegalin-like. Gene Ontology annotation, cellular component: microtubule organizing center. Bases 765 to 8180 code for a protein of 2471 amino acids. The record is from RefSeq and is a predicted model, not a curated record. The transcript has 41 exons. Lineage: Eukaryota; Metazoa; Chordata; Actinopteri; Anguilliformes; Congridae.
UUAGGACCUAGGAUCCGCGCUGGAGAUACGGAUACGAUUCCUGGAAUUACAAAGCAUUCGUAAGGCGUGAAACGAGGAACUGCUUGUAGUAUCGGACCGAAAUGAGCGCAAGUGAUGACACUGAACUUAAGUGGCCGAUCUUCAUAUGACAGGAGCUGGAUGGAAAACACGCGUCUGGGGAGAUGGAAUCAAGAAAUGGACUGAGCCAAAAGUGAUGCGUUUUGUAUUUCAUCUUUUUAAAAAGGCUCACAAAUGACAAGUUUCCUGCUUCACUGAUUGCAUCAGGAUUUCCAUUACAGCCUGGAAACUCACUGCCAUAGCCCACUCUAGCAACAAGCUACAGACAGGACUCCAGUCAGUUGGCUUAACCAACAUUAUAUUCAUGACUAUUUUUUACCCGGCCACUUUUUUAAAAAACUGUUCAGUUGAAAUGACUUCAUAGCUGCUUACACAUUUGGUUGAACAAAGUUGGACUUUGCCGUGCCUUUUCAGCAGAACCUGGUAAUUCUAACUUGCUUCAUGUUACUUUCACGUACUAUUGUAAAGGUUUAUUUUAUCUCCUGACAAAAUGCACGCUAUGAAUGUGCAAAUGAGCAAUACCAAACUGUUAUAAGUUUAUUAGAAGAAUUCAGGAAAAAGAUACCAUAUUGGUAAAAUUGUGACUCAAGUGAAUAAUGCUCUGUACCACACCUCUCUUUGGUGCUUUGAAUUGUAUCCCAGCUUAACUUUAGUGCUGGAAGUUAGUGUGACCAUUAGAUUCUGGGAUGAAGGAGGCGUGUAGGAUCUGCGCCCGCGAGCUGCUGGGUAAUCAGCGCCGCUGGAUCUUCCACCCAGCCUCCAAGCAUGACCUGCGGGCUCUGCUGUCCUACGCACUAGGCCAAGAACUGGCCCGCGAUGGCCGGGGCGAGUUCGCCUGCAGUAAGUGCGUGUUCAUGCUUACCCGCAUGUACCGCUUCGACACUGUCAUCGCCCGCGUGGAGGCGUUGUCUAUUGCCCAUAUCUGGGGGCUACUCAUGGAGAAGGACCGGCUGAGGCACUGCAUCAGGGGGCUGUACCGCCGCAGCAACAGUGAUGAGCCAGGGGUGAGGCCUGGGGCAAGGGCAGACUGCACCCUGCCUGAAGCCAAGUAUAGUGCCCUACUCCAGAAGGACUGUGCCUACUCCAUGUAUGAGUCCUGGGCAGAACACGAGUACCAGACACUGGAAGGCACCAACUCCCUCGGUCUCCACCCGUACCUUUUGCGGGUCUCUACCAACAACGGUAGUAGAAGCUGCCGGAAAUGCAACCGCCUGCGUGUGGCCGACUCAGACUAUGAGGCGGUAUGCAAGGUGCCCCGUAAGGUAGCCAGGAGCGUCUCCUGUAGGCCCACCGGACACUUAGCCAGCACCCCAGCAAGCCGCUGCGGAGAGCCACCUGUCGCUGCAGCAGCAAUGCCUAUGGGCUCCCCACCCGUUUAUCCUGAGUCAACUGUGCAGUCCCUGGACAUAGGCAUCGAUGAUUCCAGGGAGGACCAGUGCUGUGACUCUUCAUGUGAGGAGCAUGCCUGCCUGGCGUUGGCCCUACGUCUGGCCAGAGAGUGCACUUACAGGCCUGUCCCCCGUCUGCCAGGCAGCAGGCUUCCCAUCCUGUGCAAACCAGCCUCCCCUGGACCGGGGGGAACAGGAACUAUCUCCAGCCCACUCUUUGAGACCUCCAACUUCAAGGAGCUGGACAAAUCCUUCUCCCAGAAGCAGCCAGCGAGCGACCUGGAGAUGCUUGAUCUGGAGCAACUCUGGCAGGAUGCCCAUGCAGAGUAUCUGCCAUUCCGCCAGAACCUGAUUGAAGAGCAGCAGGCCCAGCUGAACCAGUAUGAAUGUGCGGCGGGCCAGUGCGUCAGUGAGCUGCAGAAGGCCCAGCUGCAAGUGCAGUCCCUGCAGGCUAAGAUCCAUGAGAGUGAGACCAACAACAAGAAGCUGCAGGAGAAGCUGUGUGAGAUGGAGUCAGAGCUGCGUUCCAUCCGGCAGGCUGCACAGUGUCAGGAGCGCACCAUCCAGGGACUGAGCGAGUCAGUUACCACCAAAGACAGUGAGGCGGAGGAGUUGUACCGCGUCAUCGAGGGACAGAAUGACACUUUGUGCAAACUGCGCGAGAUGGCCCAGCGCAGUCAGCUGCAGCAAAUGCAGGGGCUGGAGAUGUGGCAGGAAGCAGGGCAGACCCCUGCAUUUGGGGCAGAGUUCCUGGCUCUGCAGAACUCUCUCUUCUCCACCAAACUGGAGCUGGAGGGCAGCCAGAGGGCCCGGCGGCAGAUGGAGAGGCAAGCGGCCGACCACAUCCGUGCCCGUGACCGCCUCCAUGCCGACCUGCAGGAGGCGCUGCAAACCCUGGAGAAAACCGAGAAGCACAAUCAGGAGAUGCGAUGUGCUCUUCAGCAGACUCGCUGUGAUCUGCAGGUAAAGGAGGGGCAGGUGAAAGAAAAGGAGGGAGAGAGAGAGAUGGAGGUGGAAGAGAGAGAGAAGACCAUCAGGCAGCUGAGAAUCUCCCUGAAGGACAAAGACCACCUGCUGGAGGAAUAUUCAGAACUCAUGGACCGUUCCAGAGACCCCAGCGAGUCCAGGGAUGCUCUUCUGGACAAGCUGAGGGGCCGCAUUAAAGAAAGGGAUAAAGCACUAGAGCGCUCCAUCGACGACAAGUUCCACUGUCUGGAGGAGAAGGAGGAGGAGGUGCGGCAGCUACAGCUCUCCAUCAGGGAGAAGGACAGAGACAUGGACAGAUUGCGCUGUGUCCUGUCCAACAAUGAGGACACAAUCACUAGCCUGGACAGGAUGGUGCGUGGGAAGGACCUGGAGCUGGAACAGGUCUCCGAGGCCUACAGGAAACUGCAGUGGCUGAAGCAGGAAGCAGAGGAGUGUCAGGGCCGGAGCCUCAGAGAGCGGGACGCCAUAAUUGGCCAGCUGCAGAACUCUCUCCAGAUGGGCACCAAGGAAUUGGAGGAACUGACUGCGUCGCUGGUCAGUAAGGUCUCAGCGGACCCCAGCGAGCUGGUGGAGAAGUUGAGGUUGCAUCUCCAGCUGAAGGAGCAUCUGUUCAAGGAGGUUCUGUCUGACCGGAGCCAGCAGGCCCAGGAGCACAGCACCGAGGUCCAGGAACUGCUCAGCACCAUCGGUGCCAGAGACCAGUACAUCAAGGAGUCUGCGAGCCAGCUCAGGCGCGUAAUCAGCGAGCGGACGGACGAGCUUCAGGAGGUGCGCAAGCAGCUGAUCGCCCAGGACAGGGAGGUGAGAGAGCUGAAACUUGAGAGUGAACAGCGCGACAGAGAGCCACGCCUCGAGCUGGAACUUCUGCAGAGCCAGCUACGUGAGAAAGAGGCCCUCAUACAGAAGCUGGUGCAGGAGCGGGAGGAGCCCAUGGUCAUCGCCACGUAUGAAGAGACACCAAAGGCAGGUGACACCACACCCAGGAGGCAGGAGGUGGAGGCGGUUGAAGAGGAGCUGAAGCUGGUGUUGAAGAAGGAAAAGGAGGCUCAGCUGGAGGUCUCCACCCUGCACUCCACCCUGACCAGACAGGAGGAGGAGGUCUGCUCCCUGUCGGCUCAGGUGGAGGCCCUCACUGCAAGCAUCCAUGCCAAAGAGGAUCUCAUCAAGGACAUGCAAAAGCGUCUGGUGGAUCCCUCUGACUUGCCAUUGGUAGAGGAGCUGACCAAUGAGCUACAGGCUCUCAGAGAGAGCAGAGCUCAGCAGGACACGACCAGUAAUGACUACCAGCAGCGUCUUCUGGAGCAGCUGGUAUUGGAGUACAGCAGCCUGAAUGCAGCCCUGAGGACUGAGAUGAAGUUGUAUCACAGCCUGACUCAGAUACACGCACAAGGACAGGGGUCUGGGAACACCCUGCAGACAGAGUUGAACACGGUUCAGGCACUGAGAGGGCAGCUUGAGGAGGUCCUAGCAAGGACCCAAAAUGUCGUCCUGGCAGUGGAAACGUCACCAAAUCCACAGCCUGAUUUUGGAGAGCUCAACACAGACGAGGAAGGGGAAGAGGAGGAGGAGGAGGAAGAGGAAGAAGAAGAUGGCAGCAGUGAAUACUCAGACAGCAUUGAGGAGGAAGACAGCAAACUGACAGCUCGAACUCUAGCCACUACAAUGGAUUCUGGGGUCAUCUGCAAACUGGAAGACCCAUGCCCAGGUCUGGAGAAGAAGGUGCUAUCCCAGAGUGCUGCAGUGGAUGGGCGGGGCCUGGCAGAGUGGCGGGUGGAGAUGCAGCAGCUGAUGGAGCAGAAGAGGGCAGUGGAACGGGAGCUGGGGGAGCUGAAGGUGCAGCUGGAGAAGGCCGGCUUUGCCUCCCUGUCCCAGAUGAGGAUCGCACUUCUGAACCUGCAGCAGGAGAACAGCGAGCUGAAGCAGGCGGCGGGUCAUGUGACGUGGAGAGGGUGGGAGCAAGGUGUGACGAGUGGGUUGAGCAGUGUCAAUGGUGGGGGUGUAACCGUGGCGAUCGGGAACGACAGGGGCGUCCCAGGACCAGAUGCCCCGGGGGCUGGUGAGGAGGUGGGGCCAGCUCAGGGCAAACGUGGAGCCCCAAAGGUUCCUCUGCAGGAUGGGCAGGGGAAGAGGAGGUGCACCCGGCCUCCAUCUCAGGACCGAGGGGGUCUGCCAUCCCCAAGUCCAACACAUCCCUCACAUGCACAGGACGAGGAGCCGGGUAGGAGGAGGUGCGAGGUGCGGGAGCAGGUGGAGGUGGGUCUGCGGUCGGAGCUGGCGCUGAGCAGGCAGGAGAGCCGAGAUCUGCAGGAGAGGCUGAUGGUGUCAGAGGCCACGGUUCAGGCCCAGGCAGAGCAGCUGAAGGACUACAGAGAGCUACUGACCGAGACGUCAGUGGAGCAGGCCAGUAAGCAGGUGCAAGUGGACCUGCAGGAUCUGGGAUACGAGACUUGCGGCCGGAGUGAGAACGAGGCAGAGAGAGAAGACACCAGCAGCCCAGAGUUUGACGACCUGGAGAUGUGCACCAGCCUAUCGGGGCAGCAGGUGCGCGGGACGCGAUGGUGGGGGGCUGGGGGGGCUGGCGCAGGGUGCGGCGGUGAAGAAGAGGACGCCGAGACUCUCCGGCGACACGUCCGCGACCUGCGCGCCCAGCUCUCCCGCUCCACCAAGGUGGUCCGUAACCUGCAGGCGCGCGUGCGCUCGCUUUCCGCCACCAGCGACUAUGCCUCCAGCCUGGAGCGCCCGCGCAAGGUCAACUGGAGCUUCCAGCCCUCGCCCUCCCACAGCGCCGCGGACGAGGACGAGGGCUGGCAGUCGGACGGGCCGGGCCACGUCCCCGAACCGCGGCCUAACCGCACACUGAGGGAGCUGGUGUCACGCGUGGCUUCCCUGGAGGCCCAGCUGAAGAGCUCCAAGCUGGAGGGAAAGAGCAUCGUAGAGGACCCGAAAUCCGCCACCUGGCCAGGGAAGUACAACACGCUGAUCCAGGCGCAGGCCCGCGAGCUGUCUCACCUGCGGCAGGCCAUGAGGGAGGGCCGGGGCGUGUGCCACAUCCUGAGCCAGCACCUGGGCGACACCACCAAGGCCUUCGAGGAGCUGCUGCGCGCCAACGACAUCGACUACUACAUGGGCCAGAGCUUCCGCCAGCAGCUGGCCCAGAGCAGCGCGCUGGCUGACCGCGUUGGCACCAAGAUCAGCGGAUGGGAUCGCACAGAACUUCACGAGGACAAAAUGGGUCAUGAGUUGCUUGCUCUGCGGCUGAGUAAGGAGCUCCAGCAGAAGGACAAGAUCAUCGAGACCCUUCACACCAAGCUUCAGCAGCACGCGGACACGCCUUCCAGUGGUCACGCCCUGUCCGAGACCACUGACCAAUCAGACAGGACCUCCUUCGUGUCAGACGAGCAGGGCUCCACCAAUGAGGACCUGGAGCUGUGUUCGGACAUUGACGGCCCCAGCGAAUAUGUGCCUGAGGAGCGGAGCGUGCGAGGAGGGCACAUGCGGCUCGGUGCAGAUCCACCUCCCAAAAAUGGCACUCCAUCACAGCACAUAGCUAUACCAUCACCCACCACUGCAUCUCACGGAGUUCAGUCAUCCGCUAGCUGUCCCAGCAUCCUGUGCACACCACACAACCCAGUGAAGACUCAGGUCCAUGAAGGCUUGUAUUCUGGGACUGUGUCCAGCUCUCUCCCCGCCCCCCUGACCCGCUACUGCCCUGACCUCACACCCUUUGACCCCCACUCUCCCCUCAUGGGACCUGGGGGACUCUCCCUGGGCGAUAUUCACCAGGAGCUGCAGACCCUGCAGAAGGAGCUGGGAGAAAGUUUUGGUGUACCUCAUAUAAAGGCGCUGUCUGACUUACCCCCAGACACCCUCUCCUACCCUGAGCCAUCCGCCUACCUACCUCUAUCCCAGCAUGCCUUUCACCAGCCUCAGCUUGGCAGCUCUGACAGGACCUCCACCCCAAAGCUGGACGUGGGUGUCCUGGAGAAUAAUGCAUUAUGGGAAGCACCCCACGCCAGUCUGCCAGUGAGGGUUGGUGCUUAUGGCACUAUCUCUUCCGGGUCGUCUGGCUAUCGGUCUGGUGCCAGUUACACAGGUGCUGAUCUAAUCGAGGAACACCUUAGGGAGAUUCGGGGACUGCGGCAGCAGCUGGAGGAAUCUGUUCGCACCAACGAGCGACUGAGGCAGCAGCUGGAAGACAGGCUGGCCUCAGUGGGCCGGGAGAGCAGAGCGUCCACAAACAUCUACAUCCAAGGGAUAGAGUCUCUCAGCCAGCUAACCAACGAGAAUCGAGCCCUAAAGGAGGAGAUCCUGGCUCUGCAGUCCCGGCUGCAGGCUAGCAGAGAUAGCUGCAAGGAGGUGGAGCACCUGCGUGAGGAAGUGCUGAUGGGGCGGGCGCAGCUGAAGGAGUCAGAGCUGGAGGUGGAGGAGUGGAGGGAGGAGGUGAGGAGACUGCAGGCACACAGCUGUCAGCAGGGCCAGGAGAUCCAGCAGCUGAAGCAGGAGCGGCAGACUGGCCAGGAGCACAACAACCGGCUCCAUCACGAGGUGAACCUGCUGCAGCAGCAGCUUGCAGAAAGCCGCAGGCUCCUGCACUCACUGCAGUGUGAGCUGCAGGUGUACGAUCGCAUGUGCAGGAACGGCAAGAACCCCUACGCAGGGUACAGGGGUGAGCUGACGUACUCCGGGGUGCCCUCAUCCCAGGAGUUGGGUGAGCUGCUGGUGGAGGUCCGCGCCCUUCGGGCACAGCUUGAGCGCAGCGUGCAGGAGAACGGCGCCCUGCGCGUGCAGCUGGAACAGCAGCUGGGCGGGGCCAUCGCCGUCACGAACAGCAACCGUCGGCCCAACACCAUCCCAGUGAGCCCCCAGCGGGACGGCCUGUAUAAGAGGCAGCUGUUUCACGACCCCGCGCCCUCUCCACCCGUCAGAGACACGGGCCUGUUUAACAGUGUGUCCCCCUACGCACCACUCACUGGCCUGGAGGACCCCCAACUCACAGUCAACGAUGCACUAGACCCGCACGCAGACCUGGAAGGAGAGGCGCCCGACGGCUCCUUUGCCAACAGGAACGGGCGACAUGCCGUGGGGCACGUGGAUGACUUCACCGCCCUCCAGCAGCAGGUCCUGGAGGGGAAGGCACUGGUGCACAAGAUGAAGGGGGAGCUGCUGGAUCUGGACCUCGGCGGGGCUCCGGACUAUGGCGGUGUGACGGACCUCCUGGCUGAUGCCAAGACCCUGCAGCAGAUCCUGGAGGAGGCUACCUCUCUCCUGAAGAUGUUCUGGAGGGCAGCACUGCCCGAUGGCGAGAGGUUCUCCCAGCACAUCCAAAAGGAGAAGGCUCUGCAGGAGGAGGUUCACAAACUGAAGCUGCAGGUCACGAAGCAGGAAGAGGUGUUGGAAGGCACUGUCGAGAGGCUCAGGAACUCCAACCGCACCAAGGAGGGCAUGGAGCGCUUCAUCAUCAGCCAGCUGUCCAGGACACGUGACGUCCUGAAAAAAGCACGGUCAAAUCUGCAGAAGAAUGAGUCCAAGAUUUCCUCCUUAAGUUCCUCUUCUUCCUCUACCUCCCCUUACCCUGCUAAAGCUGAGGUCCUUAGAGGCCCCGGGGAACAACCUCCUGAUCGGAGUAUCAUGAGCCCACGCCCCCGGGUACCAGCCAGGGGUGUGACUAGCCAGCGUCCUGCCAGGAAGCGCGGGGGACAGUGCCUACUCCAAGUGGUCACACACUAAACCAGCGGGAGACCCAUCAGCCUCUCCACCCUCAGACUCUGACAACACUCUUUUUUCUUACAUAAGAAGGAGGAGGACUCGUUUGCCUUUUUGCUGAACUAUGUUCGAGGAACUGCUUUGUUUUCUCAGAAGCAUACCACAGAGACUCUGGUGUGAUCUGAUUUUGCUUUGCGAACAAGAUGGGAGUUGAGUUUGGAAAAGACUUUGUGAUGCAUCUGUGUGCCCUGACCUGCUAUAAUGUCCUUUACCUAGCCAACCAGUGGAAGUAUACAGCUUUGUUGGGGGAGACAAAAUCUUAAUAUAUCAUGUUUCAAUCAAUACCCUCCAAGUCUGCUACCACAGAAACAAAAUUUCUGCAAAGCAAUUUCACUUACAAAUUCAAAUAACCAACAUUUAAAAACUUUGGAUAAUCUGCUGGUGUUUGGGAAUGAAUUUUCUGUUGCCCAGGAAACAUUGGAAACGAAGUUGAGUGGGUUUUGCAGAUUUUUCUUUUACAUUUUUAUUUCUAUAUGUUCUGUUUUCUUCAAGUAAAGCCUGGGAAUGGUUUUGCCACUAUUUCCAAGUCACUCUCCUUAGUGAAGAGAACAGCAUGUACUCAGUAUUAGGGCUGUCCAUUCUAGAUGAGCAUGUGCAAUAAGGUUGGCUGUUUGCCCAACAGCUCUGUCGCACCAGCUUUUGCCUGACUGAAACUGAAGUAUUUAAUCUAAGGCUAAGACCGUCAGUGCAAUAUUCUGAAACACUACUGACAGAAAUAAGAUACUAGUUUUAGGAGAAGUAGCUUUGGGAGGUAGAAUGGAAAUACAAAUCCGUGUAUUACGGUUGCGUAUUACGUGUAUCACCGACACUGCCAAAGUUUGAACUCCUAAAGUCCUUUUAUUUAGCAUCUUCCACGAGUAUUGCGGGGUCUGCACGCGACUCUGAAAUCAGACAAUCAGAAACGACUGUCGCAAGUAAUUUCUGUCUUUGGGUGAAAACCCAUCUGCAGACAGCAAUUAGAAAGAGACUCGGUAACCGUUAUAUGUUUGGUCCAAUUGAAUCCACAUUGAAUAGAUGGCAUUUUUUUAACAUAAGGACCAAACAUUGCAUCCUUUUAGCUGUUAAUUGUAGCCUACUUUAUUCCAAAUCCAAAAAGAUGUUUUCGUGUUUUUGAAACCGGAUGCAGUAAAUUCUUCUAAAUUUAGUGAUUUGUCUUGGUUCAGAUUUGCAGAGCAUUCCAGUUACAGUUGUGAAUAGAUGUUACAUGUUCUCCAUAUAUGUUCACAUAAAGAUGUUGCAAACUUUGGCAGAGUAAGUGGUGAAAUUGAUGUCCUUGAUCUAAAAAUCAGUAAGCUGUCACACGAUGUUGUUUCUAGGCUGCUUCAUUGCUUUUUGCUGUAUAUUUCUGCACUUUGAUCUUGUACAUAAGGCUUUUACUUUUGUGUUUUUGUGUGUGAUUAGAAUGCAACGCAAUUUAAUAUAUGUGGAAAUGAAAUAUCUGGGUAGCAGUGCAAUAGCCAACAAUACCUUAUUUUCUUUCAGAUGUUUAACAUCCAGCAGAUAUUUAAGCGCUGAGUGAACCAUUUUCUGCUUGGUAUUGUCCCCUUGUUGUGUGCUUUUAUGCUUACGCCAUUUUAAAAUUGUCCAUAUUUCAGGACACAUACACAUAGUGUUAUGAUUGAUAAUAUAUAGCCUUGCCCUUAAAUUUAGCAGGAAUGACUAGUUUAUAGGGCACUGAUAAUGUAAUGCCUUUAUCUUUCUUUUGCUUUGGGCUAAAGUGUAUCAGUGGGCAAAGAUAAAACUUUAGCGUGUGCCAACCCAGUGAAUUUCCCCCAGAGAAUCGGCGAGCACUAGAGCUCGACCCAGAAUUAAGCAUUUGGAUUUAACAGGAAGUUAGCAAGACAAACAUUAGGAUACGGUACAUUUCUGUUGUUCUGUCAUGUACUAGUCAGAGCCUUAAACAAAGCACUCCUUCGAGUAAGUGUCCCUGUUGCAUAAAGGGAUAAAGCCAGCAUUGUAACGCCUUUUCUGUGUGGGUAUAAGCUUGUAUGAUAUGUAUAUAGCGAUCGCAGUCAAGACACGGUGUGUUGUAAUGAAUAAUGCUUAAGAUGAAUGAGACGCUUUGAAGGUGUUUUUUGCUCAGUGGAAUAAACAAAGAAAAUCUCCAGAUUC